Messenger RNA from Abrus precatorius (Indian licorice), 666 nucleotides. RefSeq lists its product as uncharacterized. The coding region runs from base 1 to 666 and encodes 221 amino acids. The transcript has 2 exons. NCBI's taxonomy places the organism in Eukaryota, Viridiplantae, Streptophyta, Magnoliopsida, Fabales, Fabaceae. The record is from RefSeq and is a predicted model, not a curated record.
AUGGCUUGCUGGUCAGCAGAAAAUGCCACAAAGGCCUAUCUCAACACAUUGAAAAUGGAUCAAAAGGCCAAAGAGCCUGCAGUUGCUGAGUUUAUAUCAGCACUAGCUGCUGGUAACAAUGCACAACUAAUGGUUGUGGCAUGCUCUGGUGCAGCAGAUUCUACCACACUGGCAUUAGUCACUGCAGCACAUCAAACUGGUGGCCAUGUUGUUUGCAUUGUUCCUGGCCAAGAAGAGCUUAAUGCCUCCAAAAUUGUCCUUGGAAUAGCUACUAGUCAAGUUCAAUUCAUGGUUGGAGAAGCACAAGAACUAAUGCUAUUAAACCAAGCAGAUUUUGUGCUUAUUGAUUGUAAACUUAUGAACCAUGCAGAGAUUCUUAAAGCAGUCCAAGGUGGUGAUGGCAAGCCAAAUGGCACAUUGGUUGUUGGUUACAAUGCAUUUAGUUGCAAAGGGUCUUGGUGGUCUUGUGGAUCAAAAACUCAAUUGUUGCCUAUAGGAAAAGGGUUGCUAGUGACCAGAUUUGGAGCAACUAUCACUAGUCCAAAAUAUGGAUCUAGAAUGAGUAAGACAAGAAGUAGCCGUUGGGUUGUCAAGGUGGAUAAAUGCACUGGUGAAGAACAUGUGUAUAGGAUCAGAGUUCCACAAGGAAAAGUGAUUCAAGCUUAA